This is a messenger RNA of Mytilus californianus (California mussel), 2078 nucleotides long. RefSeq lists its product as uncharacterized. The coding region runs from base 1 to 2016 and encodes 671 amino acids. The transcript has 9 exons. Gene Ontology annotation, molecular function: zinc ion binding. NCBI's taxonomy places the organism in Eukaryota, Metazoa, Mollusca, Bivalvia, Mytilida, Mytilidae. The record is from RefSeq and is a predicted model, not a curated record.
AUGGCGACAGUUAUAAUUCAGUUUUGUAAUCGUUGUGAAGAAAGGAAAUAUUUAAAGCUAUGUAAGAAAUGUCUACAGUAUUUAUGUAGUGAUUGUAAGCGUGAACAUUUCUGCGGAGUUACCGCAGCACCUCCAACUAUCUAUAGUUCUAGUGAACACUUGAUAAAGAGCAUCGACAAUAAACCAUUCCAAUGUCGGACUCAUUUGAAGGAAGUCGUCCGUUUUUGUUUUACUUGCACCCUCCAACUUUGUGAGGAAUGCCUAGAUAACGAUCUCUCUGAGCAUAAAAACCACGUGAUAUACAACGUAGAUAACGCUGCUAAAGAGAUACGAAGGCAAACAGAUGAAAAAAUCGCAUCACUCAAAGUUAAGAUAGAAAAGGCUAGAAGGCAGAGACAUGAACUUGAUAAACAAAGGUUCAGUUCAACACACAGACAUAAUACUAGACGGCAGGUCACUAACCUCGCCUCUAAUCUGGCCUCUGCCAUAGUUGCCGCUAUUGAAGACCAGGCACGAUUAGAUAAAACAGUAGCUGCCGAAAGUGUAACAAAGCUUCAGAAGACUAUUGAUGUUUGGACGGACACCAACCGUACACUACAUAAAAUCUCUACAGCACCUCACAACCUAGAAAAUAUCCAUCUUUUCUGUAAAUAUAUAAAAGUUCAUGAAAAUUUGGAUUUACCUUCUAUAAAGACAACAGCUGAUUUUCCUGAUGAUAGAAAAUUUCAACACUCAGAACUUAUUCAAACCGAAUUAAGAUCAUUAGUGGAAUACUUAGAAGCGUUAACUGGUAUCAAUGUUCCCUUGCCUGUGAAAACACAAGAAGAAAUAGAGAGACUUGCAACCGCCUAUGAUCGAGAAAUGACAAUGGUUGAUUUGGCUACCAACCCAGCGUCCAGACCACAAUCAAGAAUUAGUAUUAAAACAAACAUGACAGCGACUACAAUGCUGACUAAAUACGAAGAAGAUUCCAUCAUGUAUAUCAAAAGUGAAAAUCAAGCUUUGAAAAUGGAACUCAGUAAACUUAGAAAACAGACAAAAGAAAUGAUGCAUGCGACAUCCCUUCUAUCGAACUACUGCACAAACGUGAUGACGUUUUCCUUGAUGCAGGAGGAUGAUAUACUGGAUGCCCUAAGAAAACCCAUGGUGGACGAUGAUGAAUUAUCUGAGUUCUAUCAUAGCAUCUCAUCUGUUGGUCAUUCCUUCUCAAAACUAAAGAGCAAGAUACUGAAUGUUGAAAGCACUGAUAUGGGAUCCUUUGAAGACCUCCAGAACAACACGGAUGACACUAAAAGUAUUCAAACAAGGAUGACCAUUGAAACUGUAGCCAAUCACAGCAUAGCAGAAACAGUAUCCACUACUAUCCACGACAAAGUCAGCGAGUUACCUCCCAUAUCACAGAAGAGCAGUAGACCAAACAGCAUUAUUUACAUGUACUCUAAAUUGUAUGAUAAUGAGUGGAGUGAUGCCUUAGACGUGCUGACACAGUCUGGAAAACGAUGGGCUAUGGACCUCGUCAUAAAACAUCUAUACAUAGUCAUAAAGGCUUGUUACAAAAUAUGUAAACAUAUAGAAGAGCAACAGCUACAAGAUCUGAUUGACACAGUGUUUCUCUCAAAUAAUGGCCGAAGGCUCCCUCUAACAGAUAUAAAGGCAAUAAUGGAUUUACGUAGACGAAUAGCAGUUGAUACAGCCAUAAACAUCAGACAGAACAUACCAAAGAUGGACCAGUUUCAAUCAGAGCUGACCAAGUGCUCAUUUAAAAAGGACAAGUUACUUAAACAAAUAUACGAUACUCCAUUUUACGGUAAAUGUGUAUAUUUAUGCUGGUGCAUGACCUUAGAGGAGCCCCCGUUGUGUUUAGACAAAGAACCACCGAAAGGAUCAGUAGUUGACAAAGAUUUAUAUAGAGAAUUUACCAAGGGAGGAAAAAGAAUUGAGUAUUGUGUAUGGCCACCAUUACUUCUUAAGGAGGAUGGCGAGAUUCUAGUUAAAGGAAUUGUACAAGUUCGUUAAGUAAAUGUACAAUCAGACGAGGAAAUGAUACAAAAUAAAACAAACACAAGUGUACAACGUUA